Molecule: messenger RNA, 604 nt
Organism: Camelina sativa (false flax)
Lineage: Eukaryota; Viridiplantae; Streptophyta; Magnoliopsida; Brassicales; Brassicaceae
Source: RefSeq, a predicted model, not a curated record
AUGACUUUCCUCUCCGAGAUUGGUGACAAAACGUUCUUUGUUGCUGCUGCUAUUGAAGAUGAACAGAAAAAGCAGAAAAGACCGUUCCUUAUUGCAUUCUUCUCUCCUAUUUUUCUAAAGGCGUUUUCAAUUAACUUCUUUGGUAAGUGGGGUGACAAGAGUCAGCUUGCGAAUAUUGGUUUGGCUGCAGAUGAAAAUCCAGUUGGCGUGGUCCUUGGCGGAAUUUUGGCUCAAACAUUGUGCACCACAGCUGUUGUGUUUGGUGGAAAGAGCUUAGCAUCUCAAAUAUCUGAACGAAUUGAGGCUCUUUCCGGUGGAAUGCUUUUCAUUAUUUUUGGCAUCCAGUCAUUUCUUACUCCGGUUGAUGCUUGACACCUCCAUAUGGUAUUCAGUCAGUUGCAACUAAAAUCGUUUUGGCAAUAACAUUCAUUUGUAUACUCCUUUUAAGUUUUCCCCAUGUCUUGAAACAGCAGGUUUCUUGGAUUUGAAUGCUUUUAUGGCAAUUGGAACAUUCAUUUGUAUACUCUUUUUAAUCUCAAUUGGAAGUGAAGUAGAUUGAGCAACCUUCUUUAGAAUACUCUAGUGGAAGGAAGUUUUUGUUUAA